Messenger RNA from Camarhynchus parvulus, 2268 nucleotides. RefSeq names its product cleavage and polyadenylation specific factor 3 (gene CPSF3). Gene Ontology annotation, cellular component: mRNA cleavage and polyadenylation specificity factor complex. NCBI's taxonomy places the organism in Eukaryota, Metazoa, Chordata, Aves, Passeriformes, Thraupidae. Gene Ontology annotation, biological process: mRNA 3'-end processing by stem-loop binding and cleavage. Gene Ontology annotation, molecular function: RNA binding; 5'-3' exonuclease activity; RNA endonuclease activity. The record is from RefSeq and is a predicted model, not a curated record.
CCGCCGAUGCCGUUCCGGGUCGCGCGGGGCGGCGCAGGCGCGGCGGGCGGCGGAAGGCGGCGGGAGGAGCGCGUUGCGAUGGCGGCCAAGCGCAAAGCGGAGGCGCUGAUCCCGGCCGAGGAGAGCGACCAGCUGCUCAUCCGGCCCCUAGGUGCUGGCCAAGAAGUAGGAAGGUCAUGCAUCAUUCUGGAGUUUAAAGGAAGAAAAAUAAUGCUUGAUUGUGGAAUCCAUCCUGGGCUGGAAGGAAUGGAUGCUCUUCCUUACAUUGAUUUGAUAGAUCCAGCUGAGAUUGAUCUCCUCCUUAUUAGUCACUUCCAUUUAGAUCACUGUGGGGCUUUGCCAUGGUUUUUACAGAAAACAAGUUUUAAGGGAAGGACAUUUAUGACUCAUGCCACAAAAGCUAUUUACAGAUGGCUUCUUUCAGACUAUGUUAAAGUCAGUAACAUCUCAGCAGAUGACAUGCUGUACACAGAAACAGACUUGGAAGAAAGCAUGGACAAGAUUGAGACCAUCAAUUUCCAUGAAGUGAAAGAGGUGGCAGGAAUCAAAUUCUGGUGCUACCACGCAGGCCACGUUCUGGGAGCAGCCAUGUUUAUGAUUGAAAUAGCUGGUGUGAAGCUGUUAUAUACAGGUGAUUUCUCAAGGCAGGAAGACAGACACCUGAUGGCAGCUGAGAUUCCCAAUAUCAAACCUGACAUUCUUAUAAUUGAAUCCACGUAUGGCACUCACAUUCACGAGAAGAGGGAAGAGCGGGAGGCGAGGUUCUGCAACACCGUUCACGACAUUGUCAACAGAGGGGGCCGAGGCCUCAUCCCUGUGUUUGCCCUGGGCCGAGCUCAGGAACUGCUCCUAAUCUUAGAUGAAUACUGGCAGAAUCAUCCUGAACUCCAUGAUAUCCCCAUAUACUAUGCCUCUUCUUUGGCCAAGAAAUGUAUGGCAGUUUAUCAGACAUAUGUCAAUGCCAUGAAUGACAAAAUACGCAAGCAAAUUAACAUCAACAAUCCUUUUGUUUUCAAGCAUAUUAGUAAUCUGAAGAGUAUGGAUCACUUUGAUGACAUUGGCCCCAGUGUUGUUAUGGCUUCCCCAGGUAUGAUGCAGAGUGGCUUAUCCAGGGAGUUGUUUGAGAGCUGGUGCACAGAUAAGAGAAAUGGAGUCAUUAUUGCAGGGUACUGCGUUGAAGGAACUCUUGCUAAGCACAUCAUGUCUGAACCUGAAGAGAUCACAACUAUGUCAGGGCAGAAACUCCCACUGAAGAUGUCUGUGGAUUACAUUUCUUUCUCUGCUCACACAGAUUAUCAACAAACCAGUGAAUUUAUCCGGGCCCUGAAACCUCCACACGUGAUUUUAGUUCAUGGUGAGCAGAAUGAAAUGGCCAGAUUGAAAGCAGCAUUGAUACGGGAGUAUGAGGAUAAUGAUGAAGUUCAUAUAGAAGUUCAUAAUCCUAGGAAUACUGAAGCUGUGACAUUAAACUUCAGGGGAGAAAAACUUGCCAAGGUGAUGGGAUCUUUAGCAGAUAAGAAACCAGAGCAAGGACAGAGAAUUUCUGGAAUCCUAGUUAAAAGAAAUUUUAACUAUCACAUCCUUUCUCCAUGUGACCUUUCCAAUUACACGGACUUGGCCAUGAGCACGGUGACCCAGACCCAAGCCAUCCCCUACACGGGCCCUUUCAAUCUGCUCUCUUACCAGCUGCAGAAACUCACCGGUGAUGUAGAAGAAAUAGAAAUCCAACAAAAACCAGCCCUGAAGGUUUUCAAAAAUAUUACUGUGAUCCAGGAACCAGGCAUGGUAGUCCUUGAGUGGGUGGCAAAUCCUGCUAAUGAUAUGUAUGCAGACACUGUGACUACAGUGAUACUGGAAGUUCAGUCAAACCCCAAAAUACAGAAAGCUGCCGUAAAUAAGAUUUCCAAAAAAAUAGAUAUGGAUGUAUAUAGGAAGAGAAUGGAGAUCAUGCUUCAGGAUAUGUUUGGAGAGGACUGUGUGAGUUCCAAAGAUGACUCUGUGCUGUGCAUCACAGUGGAUGGAAAGACUGCCAACAUUUCCCUGGACACUCGGACAGUUGACUGUGAGCCGGGAAGCGAAGAUGAUGAAUCCCUUCGGGAAAUGGUGGAUCUGGCAGCACAGAGGAUUUAUGAUAUCCUCAGCCCUGUAUACUGACCUCUGUAGAUACUUAGGAUGCCUAAAAAAAUCUUUUAAAUUUUCAAUUUAUUUGAGCUAUUUUUUACGAGUAAAUAGAUUUUUUUCCUGAAUAAGUAAAAGGUUUCAAUUCUG